AUGCCCUCAAUACAUCAAGAAAUACCACCAUUGCCGACCUCAAUUUCGCCGUCGUCACCAUCAAUAAUAGACAAAAUAUCAUCAGUUACCAAUGACAACAAUCACACUAAGCCUUAUCAGAUAUAUACUUUAGACCAAGUCAAGAUCCAUGAUAAACCUAAUGACUUAUGGAUGAUAUUAUAUAACAAAGUGUACGAUAUAACUAAUUUCACUUCGAUCCACCCAGGUGAUGUUGAAGUGUUACUUGAUUGUGGAGGUGCUGAUGCAACUGAAGCAUUUGAGGACGUUGGGCAUUCAGAUUUUGCAUUUCAAAUGUUGAAACCUUAUUUAAUAGGGGAAUUGCAAUUACUGGAUCAAAAAAAAUACGAAAGCAAAUUAUUAUCUGCACGGAAAAUUGACGUCACUUCAGAUAAUAAUAUAAACACCAUUAGUAAUUUACAAACUGGGGAAAAGGAUAAUAUGAAGAACAAUGCUAUUUCCACUAAUGUCAGCAUCGCUGGAAAACACGACAAUACUAAAAAAACCAAUAAUAAUCUCAACAGCAAUGACAAUAUCACCACUAAUAGUAUACAUGGGGUUGGGAUCACCAAAAGUAAAAAGAAAAGGCGAAACUAUAGUAAACAAAACAAGACUAGAGAACAUAUUAGAAUGCUUUCCCUUGGUAUAUUGGCACUUGUUUCCUUGGUAUUGUUUUUAUAUAUUCAACGGUUUAGAUGGUUACAUAUGUGA
Molecule: messenger RNA, 729 nt
Organism: Candida dubliniensis CD36
Lineage: Eukaryota; Fungi; Ascomycota; Pichiomycetes; Serinales; Debaryomycetaceae
Exons: 1
Coding region: 1-729 (242 amino acids)
Biological process (GO): sterol biosynthetic process
Cellular component (GO): endoplasmic reticulum membrane; intracellular membrane-bounded organelle
Molecular function (GO): heme binding
Source: RefSeq, a predicted model, not a curated record